AUGCCUCGGGGCCUGCCUGGUCAAGCUGCCAAGAGGGACGAGGCAUCUUUCUCGCAAGUCGUGGAGUCAGGAGUCGCCACUGUGGUGAAGUUGGGGGCCAGCGACCGGGUGGUCCGGAUCAAUCGAGACGCUGGAGGUUCGCAGGUCGUGGUGGUGCUGCCAGAGGCAUUGAAGAACUUGGCCGCGGGGAAUCUGAUGCUGGUUGUCACGGAUUUGCUUCCAUCCCUGGGCGAGUCAUUUGGAUCGAAGAAGGGCGCCGCCGAUGUGAUUCUGUUGACUUCGCCUGUGCUGGAGAUCUCCUUUGCGCAAGAAGCCCAAGGUGAAGUAUCGGUGCUCGAAGUCAAUGGUUUGAGCGAUCCAAUUGUCUUCAAGAUCAGUGACCAACUACCGGUGGCCGGCGAUGAGUGUGUGUUCUUCGAUCCCUUGGAAGACAGGUGGUCCACAGAGGGAGCGCAACUCCUCACAGACACGGCGCUGGAUCCGGGCACCUGGUGCGCAGUGAGUCACACCUCCAUCUUCGCCGUUGCACAGACGGUCCCAUUUGGAAGCGCAUUCGAGUUGACCGAAGCAAAUGGCUACAUCCCUGCUGCCCUCCUGGUCUUGGCAACGUGCUGCUUGACAGUCCCGGCUCUGUGCACUUUUUUGGGUCGUCGGGUCAAAGCGCCGUCCACUGGAAGAGCCUACCUCGCCUAUAAUGGCCGCAGCAGACCGAUUACCUUUUCCAUGACGAAAAUUGUCAGUGAAAAGGAGGGUGGUGGAACUGACGACAAGGUGCUGGUGAAAUGGGAUGUGACGCCAGAUGUGCUACCUGAUUUGGACAACUGCAAGCUGCGCCAUGUCUCCACCGAGAUAGGCGGCAAGGGUCGCGAAGUGAUCCGCGUGAAGAGUUCAAAGAGUGACGCAGACCUAUCAGCCAGAUCGGCCAGAUCUACCGAGCGGAGCUUUAGCGUCAGAUGCAACUACAGCGACACGUCGUCUUUGGUGGAUCAAGAGGAUUCUAUAGAAGAGUGCGACAUUGAUGAUCUUCUGCCGCCACUGCCGACACUGCCGGCAAAGGCCGAAGCAUAUGAAGAUGGUCAGAUGGUGUUGUAUUGGUCGCAGUCGUUGGGGCAGAGCGCUGCGGCUGUCAUUGUAGGCAAGGGGACCUUCUUCAGCGAUGACAACGGCGAAGCUUGGCCGCUCUACGAUUGUCGAGUUGGCCGGCUUCAGCAGCUUCGUUGUGAGGUGCCACUGUGCUCACUGCGGCCAGCCCCGCGCAGCGGGGAGAAGCUGGAUGUACAGAUCAGUGGCAAAUGGCUCCCUGCUCGGUUCCUGGCGUCGUUGUUCUUCCUCGAGGUUUGUCGGGUGGCGCUUGAGGCGCCUAGUGAAGCGGGCGAGCUGCAAGUUCCCUUCCGUCGCCUCAGACGACGGUUCUCGAAGGGGCAGAUCUGCGAAGUCUAUGGCCAAGAUGGCUGGGUGAAUGCAUGCAUCGAAGAAGACAAGGUGGAUAGAUUUGACGCGCGUGAAUUGGUUGAGGAGGUCUUGGUUUCCUCCGGCAAGACUCAGCGGGUGCCCUUCUCCCUAGUGAGGGCUUCCCCAGCUCUCGUCGACAUGUGA
Effrenium voratum is the source of this 1596-nucleotide messenger RNA. Lineage: Eukaryota; Dinophyceae; Suessiales; Symbiodiniaceae. The record is from the annotation of a GenBank genome assembly.